Molecule: messenger RNA, 1284 nt
Organism: Penicillium daleae
Lineage: Eukaryota; Fungi; Ascomycota; Eurotiomycetes; Eurotiales; Aspergillaceae
Product: MCT family MFS transporter
Exons: 2
Coding region: 1-1284 (427 amino acids)
Biological process (GO): transmembrane transport
Cellular component (GO): fungal-type vacuole membrane
Molecular function (GO): transmembrane transporter activity
Source: RefSeq, a predicted model, not a curated record
AUGAUCUCCUCGGACCUUGAACGUGCGGCGUCUUCCCUAUCUCAGCCGGACCCCACUACGUUGACAAAGGAGGAUUUGGAUGCAAGUUCAAAUGCCCCAGAUGGCGGUCUCAGAGCGUGGCUUGCUGCCGCUGGGGGCUCUUGCGUCUUUUUUGCUGCCCUAGGUUUCGCAAAUGCAUUCGGUGUCUUCGAGGAAUACUAUCUGUCUCACCAGCUCAUUGGCAAAUCCGCAGACGAUGUAGCUUGGAUAGGAUCUCUGGCUUCAUGUCUGCAAUUUGCAGCGGGCGCAAUUGGAGGUCCACUAUUUGAUAGAUAUGGUGCUUGGGUUAUCCGGCCCGCAGCUGUUCUGUACAUCUUUGCAAUCAUGAUGACCAGCCUAUGCAAGGAAUACUGGCAAUUCAUCCUUGCACAAGGCAUUCUCAUGGGCUCUGCAAUGGGCUUGAUUCAAUUCCCAGCUAUGGCGGCCGUGACUCAAUACUUCGAUAAAAAGCGAGCUGCUGCGCUAGGAGCAGUGGUGGCUGGAUCCUCGAUCGGGGGUGUGGUCAUGCCGAUCGCACUUUCGAAAAUGCUGAACAGCACUACAUUGGGCUUCGGAUGGUCGGUGCGGAUCAUUGGCUUCAUGCUCAUUCCCAUACUUGCCUUCUCAUGUAUCACCGUCACGGCACAUCUUCCACCGCGCAAGUCUGCGUUCUUCAUGGCCGCACCAUUCAAGAACGUCAAAUUCUGCCUCAUCACCGCUGCUAUGUUCUUUAUGUUCAUUGGGAUGUUUUCCCCACUGUUUUAUCUUCCGACAUACGCAGUGUCUCGAGGGAUGGAUGUUACACUUGCCUCGUACCUGCUCUCCAUUCUCAACGCAGCGUCCACGUUUGGCCGGGUCAUUCCUGGAAUUCUUGCGGACAAAUUUGGGCGGCUAAACAUUUUCGUGAUUGGGGGAUUUGCGACAGGAAUCGUUAUAUUCUGUUUCGACCAAGCUAAGUCUACGGCUGCAUUGGUGGUCUACUCUAUCGCCGUUGGAUUCACAUCGGGAACGAUCAUCUCCGGUGGAUCUGCAGCCCUGACAAUCUGCAUUGGAAACCCCCAGGAGAUUGGCACGUACUUGGGAGCAGCCAUGGGUUUUGCAUCUUUUGCAGCUUUGAUUGGGCCCCCUGUUAAUGGAGCAAUGGUCAAUCAUUAUCAUGGGUUCGCUGAGAUGUCGUAUUUCAGCGGCGCUGUGUCAAUUGUCGGUGGACUUUUUGGACUCGCAGCGAAAGCGAUGACUCCGCAGGGAAUUUUUGGAAGGACCUAG